Molecule: messenger RNA, 1274 nt
Organism: Monopterus albus (swamp eel)
Lineage: Eukaryota; Metazoa; Chordata; Actinopteri; Synbranchiformes; Synbranchidae
Gene: cyb561
Product: cytochrome b561
Exons: 6
Coding region: 327-1088 (253 amino acids)
Cellular component (GO): lysosomal membrane
Molecular function (GO): oxidoreductase activity
Source: RefSeq, a predicted model, not a curated record
CACCGACGUUAUAAUAGCCUGAUGACUUUCAGCUGGACACUUAAUCCACUUCCACUCACGUCCGCCCUAAUCUUAACAUCGCGUAUAUGGAAUAAGCGACGUCAUGCUGAUAGAAAACGCGGUCAAAAAAGAGCAGAUGUUUUUCCAGCGGUUCGUUGUUCUGCAGGAGCUUUGUGCUGUCUGUUUGUAGGCUAUUAGGCAAAGACAAACAUAUCGUUGCGAAACGAUUUACUCCUGUAAACUAAGCAGCCUUAUAUGCGCUUAACCUUUUCAGUCUGCAGAAUAGCACCUUGCAUGCAAGUAAUGACGUAAGCUCAAGUUAGAUCAUGGAUGAUGAGUCUGCGCCACGUCCUGUUCGUCCUACGUUUACGUGGCUUGUGGGAGCGUCACAGGUGCUGGGUCUGGCAUCUGUGGUACUGAGCGGUGUGUGGAUGGGUCACUACCAUGGGGGCUUUGCCUGGGAUGGCUCAGAGAAAGAGUUCAACCUGCACCCUUUGUGCAUGGUGCUGGGGCUGGUCUUCCUGCAUGCUGACGCUAUCCUGGUCUACAGAGUAUUUCGUCAUGAGCCCAAGAAGAAUGUUAAGCUGCUCCAUGGCACAAUUCACCUGCUUGCCCUCAUCAUCAGUAUUGUAGGCUUUGUAGCUGUAUUCGACUUCCACAGAGCAGCAAAAAUCCCAGACAUGUACUCUCUACACAGCUGGUGUGGCAUGGCUACCUUAGUCCUGUUCUGCUUACAGUGGGUGAUGGGUUUGCUGUUCUUCCUGUUUCCUGUUGCGUCAUCAUGGUUACGAGCCUCAUACCUCCCCAUCCAUGUAUUCUCUGGUCUGGUUCUGCUGAUCAUGGCUAUAGGCAGCAGUUUGCUCGGCAUCACUGAGAAACUCCUCUUCAGCAUCACGCUGACCUACUCCACGUUCAACCCAGAGGGGGUACUGGCUAACGUUUUGGGGAUCCUUCUGGUGUGUUUUGGGGUGCUGCUGGGCUAUCUGAUCACCAGGGAGGAAUACAGACGCCCGCCCAACCCAGAGGAAGAAUCUCUGUCUGUACACUUCAAGACUCUGACCGAGGGGGGCUCGCCCACCACGCCCUAAUCUCUAGUCACCUGACACUCCCACCGUUGUUUGGAUAUAACGGUGUCCUACCAACAGACUAGCCUCUGCUACCAGUCUCUGUUAAUAUCUAGCUGCAAAGUCAUCCGUUUCCAUGAAUGUGGUCAGAAUGUUUAGGCUUUGUUCAGUGAGGUCAAUAAAAAUCCCAGACAAGAGCUUUAAUGAUUA